CCACCGUAUCACCCACCCAACUUUCAACUUUUCAAACACAUCAUUACCGCGGGGAUGAUACCUGACAGGUAGCGCACUAUUUGUUACCCAACGGGCGUCCAGCAGAAGGGUAGUGCAAUUUCAGCUUGGUGAUGGCUUCCGAAUCGACGGGUCGCGUCGUCCGAUUGGGGUGCGGUCUCACCCGCCAGAAUUGCCACGAUUCAUUUUGUGCUCCGGAUUGCCUCCGGCCGAGCCUUACCUUUAAAUGCUUGAGAUGCUGGCUCGUGAUGUAAUAUCGUCGACUGAUACCUCUCCCACUCCAGUGUAGGCGGGUGAUAGGUGUCGAUGGUGGUCCUUCGGAGAUGCUUCCGAGAACAGAAAUAGAAACCGAUAAAAAGCUUGAUCGAAAUGAUGGCAGGCGAUGCUCGCCCGGUGGUGGUACUUGUUGCUCGCUCGUCCUUGUACGCAAAUGCUAUAUCGGUGGGGGUUUGGGUGGCGCUGUUAAAAUAAAUGGAAUUAUUAACGAAGGAUAGCAGUAAUCCGUGCGCGUUGUUGGUGUUGGCAGAAUAGAGGACGAGGAUGAGCAGCAGCCUGUGUCGCAUGACGUCGUUGUGUUGUGGGUAAAAGGUUAAAAGUUAUCUCUCGUGCAAAUAGUAGCACGGGGCUGGAAAUUCCAAUGAUUUUCACCAACGCAUCGCAGCAUUUCCGAUCGACGUGUUUUUUUUUAAGCUUCACGUGUGUUUGGGUUUGGCCAACGAGAUGUUUUGCCACUUUGCACGCGAGAUCGAUGUAAGAUGGGAAAAGGCCCACACCCCGAAAAUAGCAAUCGUACUAAAAUUGGAAACGGCUGAAAUGCUAAAAAUAUAAUGCAGUUAACGACGACGUGUACAGAGCGUCGCCGUUUGCGGUGCGAGGAUUGGAUGGGGAGGGGGGUCUUUAUUGUUAAGAGAGAUGUUUAAUGAUAGUUAUUUAUAAAUUGUAAUUAGCUUACCGCGUUGAUAUGCCUCGCCAUUUCAAGUGGGAGCUUUUCUAAAACAACUCACUCCAUCACGUUGUGGUGGAAUGCAAUCGAGAGAAAAUUAGGAUGAUUUCUUACCAAUAUCGGAUGUUGUUUAAAUACGGUUUAGUGCGCUUUUUACUGGGUUUUCCGUUUUCACUUCAAUAUAUAAUCUUAAAAAUCGUUUUUAAAAGGCGUAUAUUGAUGGACAAUCAGAGCUAUGACUGAGAUCGAUCGCUUCCGGAAGCGAGCGGAAGUAAUCGGCAACGAUGUUCAUUUGUGUUCAUUAUUAUGCCAGAGGGAACUCAAAUUUGAAAAUGACACCCUUGAUUACCCACCAGCGUUAAUCGUCCCUGGAACGAUCGAAUCCAAGAAUAGCUCUAUGGGCGAAUGUUUUAAGACUUAUUGGCUCAAACCGGUUGCAUCUUAUAAUAUCUUUUGUGUGCUUCAAAUUUGCUAUAGAAAACUGUGCCGUUUCUUACGUUUCCCCGUAUCCCAUAUUCCAUUAGCCAGCAAACAGUGAAGUGCUAAUGUAGUGUUUAAUAGAGAGGUAUCGUUUCACCAGCCGCACACCAGGUCCGAGUGUGACACAGGUGGCAAUGGGCACCGGCGACGUUGUUGUGUCACGUGUUACAGCAUAUGAAACAUUGCUUCCGCUGGUGGACUGAUUGGUGGUCGCGGCCACUACACUCCUCCCAUUAUCAACCGGCGGCGUGACACACGGUGCUGAUGUUCAUUAAGUGUUAAGUCGGCGCGCGUAACUGGCUCACUCAAAGUCGAAUGGAUUUAGUGUGGUGUGUGCUGUGUUCGGUCGCUCGCUGCGCUGCCCUGGCAAGUAACCCAUCAGCGAGGAAGUGAUCCGUUUCGUUCCUGUUUUAUUGCGAUACCGCGAUACGGUACGGAAAAUCCUUACACCCUCCUCCAAGCCACCACAAACCGCCGUCAAGAUGAUGCAGCGUCGUGGCGGGCUAGCACCGGCUGCAGUUUUAUCGCAACAGCAGCCGCAGCAGCCUCAGCAGCAGCAGCAGCAGCAGCAGCAACCACAUCAUCCACCGCCAAGAAGCGAACCUGCUGCCACCACAGUUUCGGCAUCGCAAAGCAAAGACAAUGCCGUUUCCUCCCGGCACAGCGGACAGCAUUUGAAGAAAUCAUCAUCUUCCUCCGAUACCGGUGGUGGCAGUAACGCGGGCAGCAACGCCGCUACCGGUGCAAGCGGUGGAUCGGCGUCCGUCGGUGGGCCCGGACCCGGUGGCAGCAGUAGCAAACGAACGCACGGCACGGGCAGCAGCACGAUGGGCAACACCCACCAGGACACGGAUCAUCAUCCGGGCGACAAUGGUACCGUUGCCGGCGGUCUGAGCAGUUCCGGCACUUCUACCUCGAACAAGGAUAAAGACGAGGACGAUAUUUACGAGUUUAAAUCCACGCCGAAAGAUUCCAGCUCGAGUUCGAGCGACGAAAAGGAAAGUGGUGGCGGUACGUCGAACAAGAAGGGACCAUCAUCGGCGGGGGAAAAAUCGGCUGGCGAGAACGAUAAGCAAUCGGCGGGCUCGUCGCACCAUGACAAUGAAUCACAACAGGACCACGGACGCGAUGGGUCGUCUGGCGCGUCUGGAUCGUCCCGGGACGAUUCGCAAGCGCAACGCUCGACACUGCAACAAUCCGGAUCGGAUGCAGGUGAAAAGCAGGCGCAAAAGGACGGACAAUCGAACGGGACAUCCGCCGGCUCGUCGUCAUCGUCGGCGGUUUCUUCCGGUGCUGGCACGAUCGGGUCGUCCGAUCAUGGAGCGGGUGCUGCUGCUGGUUCCGCCAGCGGUGGCAAUACAACCGGUGGUAACGGUACGGGUGCCGAGCGUUCCAGUGCUACCGUUGGAUCAUCCGGCGGCUUAUCAACCACAACACCCUCUUCCUCGUCCUCUUCCUCCGGCGUUCCGAAGCGUCCCUUUGCUGAGCUAAACGAUGGGGCAGACGAAAGCUCUGGCGGAACUACGAACGAGGACGAAACGAAGCGUAAGAAACGUAAGGAAAUCGAUCCGCUCGGCGGGCUGGGCGGUGUUGGUAGUGGUGCCGGCAAGGAUACCUCUUCCACGUCUUCCGCUUCUGGUGCUACGUCCGGCAGUGGAGGUGGAUCCGCUUCGUCCACUUCGUCGGGUAAAGCGAGCGGCGGCAGUAGUACGGGUGGAAAUCGGGGCUCAACACCCCGCCAGGAGAAGGGCACAAAAUCGACCGGCGUACCAUCGGCCAAAACGCUCGGACUGUCCGGCAAGAGUGCGUUGGAUCGGAAAAGUCCUUGCGCUAGCCCGAAACCUUCGCAGGGUGGUGGUGUGGCCGGGUCGGGUGGCAGCAGUGCGAGCGGUGCGAAUGCAUCCUCAUCGUCCACCGGAUCUGGCGCUGGUAGCAGUGGUAGCAGUGGUGUGUCGUCCGCUGGAGCUUCUUCAGCGGCGGGAAAGGGUGGAUCAUCGGGUACGAGCAGCAGCAACGAUAGUGACGGCGAGAGUGGUAGCAAUGCCACGAUGGGGACGGAGGAUGGCGUCGGGGGGAAGAAUGGUGGGGAGGCUGGAUUUGGUGGCAGUUCCGGCGGGGGUCCGAAAGUUCCACCGCUGAAGAUUGUCAUCCCGCAGCAGAGUACAACCGGUGAUACGGAGGUCGGUGGGAAUACGAGGAAUGGAAAGAAUGCAUCGACGAGAAAUCAUGCCGCGUUACCGUACGUGGUGGCGUCCUCCAAUAGCAACGAUUCCACGGCGGACAAGGAAAGCACCUCGUCGCGCAGUGCCAGCCCGGCCGACUCGAAAAGCUCGGACGAGAAAAACCCGUCGCAGGGCGGCAGCACCAAGGACGAACGCACCCAGCAACGUGUGCUGCGCAGCUCGCACCGCGGUGGCAACGGUGGCAAUAGCAACAGCUCCACCAAGGAUGGCAACACGUCCGGCGUCGACCGUUCGAACAAUUCCUCGCCCCAGAUGCAGCAGCAGGGCAACAGUGGUUCACCCUCGCCGCUGUCCAACGCCAGUGGAUGUGAUACGGCGGAAAGGGGCAUCGGUGGAACGGCCGGCACGAACGCAGCGGAUGGCGGUCGAUCCGGUUCGACACAAACAAACAGUCCCGGGAGCGGUAGUGGGUCUGCAGCAGGAGCUGUGGGAGAUGGUGAUAACGGAACGGUGGCUGGUAGUGGGGGUGCCUCUGGGCCGGGUUCGAAUGGUAACCCGAAAAGUCCUUCCGGUGGUGUGAGUGGAGCAACUGGCGGAGGAGGAUCAACAGGAGGAGGUAGUGGUCCGAGUGGUUCAUUGACUGGAAGUUCCACCGGCGGUGGAUCGGGUGAUAAUAAUGGCGCUGGGACGGGAAGCACCACCGGUACAGCUAGCACCGGUGCCGGUGUCGGUCCCCCAUCCACUUCCGGCAACGGACCGAAUGCAUCCAAUGCCAACAGUUCCGGAACUUCCGGCAAUGGGACACCAUCAACCGGUGGACAGUCGGCAACAACCGGCACCGGCAGUGGAUCAACACAAUCGCAAACCACUGGCACGGGUACGGCCCAAAGCACCAACUCAUCGUCCUCCACUUCCUCCUCCUCUUCCUCGUCCUCCUCAUCCUCCACAUCGGAAUCUUCCGUCCAUCCACGCAAGCGUAAGAUUAAAACGAGCAAAGAACAAUCUUCCACCUCGUCGUCGUCCUCUACUUCGGCCGGAGCUGCCGGUGCGGCCGGAUCCGGUGCAGCCUCCGGCACGACGGCACCGUCCAGCGCCACUGCUGCUUCCUCGUCAGCAACGUCCGGCACCGGUGCGGCCGCAGCCGACGAGAAGAAGGAACCGCGCGAAGGAACGCCCGACGUUCAUCCGCACGAUCAACCGAUCACGAACUGUUACCAGAUGUAUCUGAACAUCCGCAAGCAGAUCGAGCGCCGUCAGAAGAGUCUGUUCCCGGUGCAACCGAAGCCGCCGCAAGGCUUCAAGGACUAUCUGAUGAACCGCUGCACGUACGCGCUGGCCGGUAAAACACCGACCGAGCCGAACGUCCAGGUGCCGGCCACACUGCCCGCCUCGCUCAAGGAAAUGUUCCAGGCGCAGGAGAAGGAACGGCACAAGCUCCGCAUGCAGCACAUCGUCGAGAAGGAGAAGCUUGUGCUGGCGGUCGAGCAGGAGAUACUGCGCGUGCACGGCCGGGCGGCACGGGCCCUCGCCAACCAGUCGCUCCCAUUCUCCGUCUGUACGAUCCUGAAGGAUGAAGAGGUGUACAACAUCAUAACGCCCGAGCAGGAGGAAAAGGACCGGAACGCCCGCAGCCGGUACAAUGGGCGGCUGUUUCUGAGCUGGCUGCAGGAUGUGGACGACAAGUGGGAAAAGAUCAAGGAAGCGAUGCUGUUGCGCCACCACAACGAGGCGGAAAGCCUGCACGCGGUCCAGAAGAUGGACUGGGAGUGGAAGAUGAAGGAGCAUUUGCUGUGCGAGUUUAAGGCGAAACCGAUCAUCGACGAUACGUACGUGCCGAUGGUGAACGUGAACGAUGACUUCGAUCUGCUACCGGCUUAGGCAGCUGUCUCGAGCGUAUGCCAUUGCGGUAUAUGCGAAGCGAGAAGAAAAGAAGGGUUGACCGCCACCGCCAACACAGAGAGACAUUAUUUUCUAACAAAUUCCAACUCGGAAUGAUUAGGGUUAGGUAAGCAGAUGAGUUGCUUUGAACAACGACAGGGUACGGAAGACGCAGAAAGACGCAAACCGAAUGGACAAUGGAUUGUUGAUGUAAAUAUAAGUAGUUUUAAUCGGAUACAAAUAAAAGUAUUACAAUUUAGUA
This is a messenger RNA of Anopheles stephensi (Asian malaria mosquito), 5764 nucleotides long. RefSeq lists its product as uncharacterized. The record is from RefSeq and is a predicted model, not a curated record. NCBI's taxonomy places the organism in Eukaryota, Metazoa, Arthropoda, Insecta, Diptera, Culicidae. Gene Ontology annotation, cellular component: nucleoplasm. The transcript has 3 exons. Gene Ontology annotation, molecular function: protein binding. The coding region runs from base 1924 to 5502 and encodes 1192 amino acids.